Messenger RNA from Necator americanus (New World hookworm), 843 nucleotides. RefSeq lists its product as uncharacterized. The transcript is spliced from 8 exons. The record is from RefSeq and is a predicted model, not a curated record. The coding region runs from base 1 to 843 and encodes 280 amino acids. NCBI's taxonomy places the organism in Eukaryota, Metazoa, Nematoda, Chromadorea, Rhabditida, Ancylostomatidae. Gene Ontology annotation, molecular function: oxidoreductase activity.
AUGCCUCGUUUCCAAGGAAAAGUCGUCAUCAUUACUGGCUCAUCUUCCGGUAUUGGAGCUGGCACCGCUGUACUUUUUGCAAAAGAAGGUGCUAAAGUCACAAUUACAGGAAGAAAGAAGGAUGGUUUGGCGGCUACUAAGAAGGCUAUGCUCGAAGUCGGCGCCAACGAGGAUCACAUCAAUGUGGUUGCAACGGAUGUGACUGACGCCCUAGGUAGAGAAGAACUUAUCACAAGCACCAUCCGAAAGUUCGGACAACUCGAUAUUUUGGUAAACAAUGCAGGCGCAGCUUUUUCCGGAGGGAACGGUGCAACUGGACUGGCCGUAAGCACAGAAGUCCUCGACCGAACCAUGAAAUUGAACGUGAAUAGUGUGAUUGAACUGAUCCAAUUGGCAAGACCACAUCUUGUGAAGUCGAAGGGAGAAAUUGUCAACGUUUCCAGCAUUGCUGGUUUGCCGGCUGCACACUCAUCAGUCCCCUAUUACGCCAUGGCAAAAGCAGCACUGGACCAAAUGAUGCGAGCGUUAGCCAUUGAACUCAUAGCUGAAGGAGUUCGAGUGAACAAUGUCAAUCCUGGCGCUGUCUCCACAAAUUUCACCCAAAACUUUGGCCUCUCUGAUGAACUAGCUCAAAAGAGGUACGCACAUUUCGCUAAGAACCGUCACGUACUACCAUGCGGCAAAGUUGGUAGCCCGUCGGAUAUCGCGAGUGUAAUCGCAUUCCUAGCCGACCGCAGUCAGUCCUACUACAUCAUUGGACAGACGAUCGUCGCCGACGGUGGGACGUCACUUGUACUCGCAUUGAACGGUGCCAACGAUUCCCUCGCUGAGCUUAUUAAAUAA